Molecule: messenger RNA, 1593 nt
Organism: Talaromyces atroroseus
Lineage: Eukaryota; Fungi; Ascomycota; Eurotiomycetes; Eurotiales; Trichocomaceae
Exons: 2
Coding region: 1-1593 (530 amino acids)
Cellular component (GO): endoplasmic reticulum
Molecular function (GO): ubiquitin binding
Source: RefSeq, a predicted model, not a curated record
AUGUCCUCCCAGAAUGGAGCCACGGACAAUGGACAGCUGUCUACGAGCCAGCAAGAGUCUCUCCAGACUUAUAUGACCGUCACUGGUCAGGAACCAGACGCUGCUAUUCCAUUGCUACAACGAUCGCAGUGGAAUGUUCAGUUGCGCCGGCCCAACAAGAUUGCGAUCUCGAAAUUCUUCGAUGGGGAAGGGCCUGAUCCGCUCGAGGAAGCCCGCGCAGCCUUGGACGCACCGCAGGACAUCCGGCGCACACAGAACCUGAUGUUUGACGAUGACGAUUUGCCUCCGCGUCGUCCGCCGUCUACGUCGUCCCGGACAGGCAACAAUUUCCAGCCAGCUCCUCGUAUCGACACCCAGCCUGAAGACCAGCCAGCUUUCCGACCACCUUUCAUACUCAGCGUUUUAUUCUCUCCCCUCAAUCUCCUAUAUCGUCUUCUAUACAGCUCAUUUCGCCUAUUUGGGACGCUAUUUCCUUUCCUGCCACGCUGGCUUAACGCUACCGCAAGUUCGUCCUUACAGCGAACUUUGAACACUAGUGGACGAAGAGCUCUAGGGCCGAAAGAUACGGCAGCCCGAUUUAUUCGAGAGUUCGAAGAAGAAUAUGGCAGUCAUUCCCUGCCGUUUCUCGAAAACGGUUAUAAUAUGGCGCUGGAAAGAGCCCAUCAAGAAUUAAAAUUUCUUGUUAUCGUCCUCUUGUCGCCGGAGCACGAUGAUACAAAUAGCUGGGUCAAGGAGACCCUCUUAUCUAGACAAGUGGUCGAGUAUAUCAAUGAUCCCAGCAAUCAAAUACUAGUAUGGGGAGGGAACGUCCAGGACUCAGAAGCAUAUCAGGUAGCGAACUCACUACGCUGCACCAAAUUCCCGUUUGCCUCUGUGAUUGUGCACACCCCCAACGCCGGUUCGAAUGCAAUGUCCAACAUCGGCAGGAUACCGGGAAACACAAGCCCAACCGAGUUUCUGAUGAAACUGCGCACUGCAAUCUCCCAAAACAAAGAACCUCUAGACCGCGUCCGGGCCCGCCGUACGGAGCAGCAGGCAUCUCGAACUCUCCGCCAAGAACAGGAUUCAGCGUAUGAACGAUCACUCGCUCAAGACCGCGAACGAGCACGGCAAAGACGCGAGGCGGAAGCCGAACGACAACGCGCCGAAGCAGAAGAAGCAGCUCGCAUUGCCGCCGCAGAGAAGCGUGCAAGCGACCUGCAGCAAUGGAAACAAUGGCGUGCCCAAUCACUUGCUGUCGAGCCUAGUGCUGAUGCCACCGACGCAAUUCGCGUCAGCAUUCGCCUCCCAUCUGGCGAGCGAGUGAUUCGCAAAUUCCGAGCGGAUGCAGACUUGGAAGAGAUAUAUGCAUUUGUUGAAUGCUAUGAAAUCCUGCAGGCUCAAAGUCCUCAAGAAGGAACAGCCACCGUGUCAGAACCAGUCGGAUUCGAGCAUAAAUAUGGCUUUCGUCUGGUCUCCCCCAUGCCGCGUACUGUAUAUGAGGUUGAAGCUGGUGGCUCAGUGCGCGAGCGCAUUGGUCGAGGUGGUAAUCUGCUAGUGGAGAUGAUUGAAGAGGAUGAAGAGGAAGAUGAAGUGGAUGAUAACGAAGAAUAG